AGGUUAAGAUAUCUGGAAAGCCAAGGGUAAUAGGGCAAUUCUGAGCCAAGAUUCGGAAUCAACGCAUGAAAAUAUAUCAAGUAUCUUAUGUCUGGUUUCAGGAAACACAAUGGCGCAACAAUCAAUGACUAUCUUAAUCAUAAUCACCUUCUUUUCAACAAGCAAAGGACUUAUUGGUUUCAAUUGCGGCUCAACGAACCCUACCAUUACAACAUACUCACUCUUGGAUGCAGAGGAAUGCAAUUUUCAAGAAAUUCAAGUAAAUAACACACAAGCCACUAUCGAACUAUUACAAAAAACGGAAUUCAAAUCAAUGAAAAUUAUACAAUGUAAAAUAGAAAUAAGGCGAACAAUUUUUCAUUGCGGUAUGUUUAGUCAUUUAGGCCCAACCGAAAAUGCAAUCCAAGAAUACAUUUACCAAAUAUCACACGACAACUGUAAAGCUAUACAUGAUACGGGUAUUUUUAAAUAUGAUAACGCACACACAAUAGCCGACCUAAGGAUUAACUCGACAAAAAGUGUAGGUUUAGAUCUAGCAGGAAACGUUAAGGGUAAAACUUGUUCAGGGGCAGCCUACGCCGACCGAUUUGGUACGUGGAGCGAUAUUCUCGUACAAGGACUUAUAAAAAUAACCUUGUUAGAAAGCUAUGCAGCAGUCGAAUUAAAUAAUGAUAGAUUAAGAUUAAAUUCGGGUACAGUAUGUAAGUUUUCGGACCAACAUUGUAUCGAUAUGGAAGGAGGUUACACCUUUUGGUCAUUACUACCGCACGAAGACUGUUUCAAAAAUCAAUACGAUAUACUGUAUAGGGGAACGGUCACUAAAAUAAGCUCACCCGAUCAUGAAACCAUUUUUAGCAUAAGUACGAACGAAGUAUCCUUUGCAUUGUCAACUAGAGGGAACAUGAGUUUUUGCAACAGAAUCUUAAUAACAACUGAACAUCCAAAACUUUUUAUAUAUGAACGAACCCAAUUCAAUAUUUUGUACGACAAUGAUAUUCAAACGAAGCAAGGGAUACUUAGCUAUGAUCUAUUCACGUACUUCAAUAGCAAAUUUGUGUACGUAGAAAAGCAUUUCAGGGUCGAAAUAAAAAGUCUCUAUAUAGAUAUAUUGCAACAAAAAUGUGAAUUGGAAAGGAAAAUCCUAUAUAACUCCUUAUCCCUGGCAUCCCUCUCACCAGAUGAAUUUGCGUACAAUAUCAUGGAGAAGCCCGGGUACAUAGCUCGCCUGGCAGGGGAAGCCGUACAUAUUAUACAAUGUACGCCUACAGAAGUUCAACUACUUCAUACAGACAAAUGUUUCUCGCAACUUCCAGUCAUUUCAAGAAACGAAACAUUUUACCUCACACCAAAAACACACAUCUUAAUGAAAACAGGAACAGAAAUAAACUGCAACACAAUCAUUCCCCAAUACUACAAAAUAGGAAACGAAUGGAUAAAUUUGACACCAACUCCGAGAAGAACAACCAACGCAGUUCUAACCUUGAAACCGACCACUAAAAUAACAUGGAAACCGACGGAACUAGAAUCAUUGGCAACCAGUGGGAUCUACUCCCAAGAAGACCUACAAAAACUACAAAAUCACAUCCUCUUUCCCAUGGAGAAAGCAUCACUCCUCAACGUGAUCGCGAGAAGUAUGCGAGGCGACGAAAGUGUAGAGGGAGGAUUAGUAUCAAACCUAAUACUGACAGAACAAACAUUAACCAACAUCGCUGGAAGCACAUGGAAUAAGUUCAUCACCAAACUAACUAAAUUUGGUUCUAUAAGUUCUGCCAUCAUAAUGACCGCCAUUAUAUUUCAAUGCGGUAAAAGUCUAAUAAUCAGAGGCUAUACUCUACACUCUAUAUAUGGAAUCUCUGCAUACUUGCUAGGAGCCAUAUUUAGUUCAAUAACACAAUUACUGGUGGCACUGAACAAACCGCUGCUCAAACAGAGAAACCAAACUCCGUCAAAAGAGGAAGAAUAUGCAUUGGAUGAAAUAGUAAUAGACAAACAAAAAAAUGAGAACCCACGAGCAAUAACCCCAUUCACGAACCAGACCUUAAACACCACAUCCCCCGUCCCUACUCCUAAAGAAAUUUCCACCAGAAAGAAGCAACAUAUCCCAAUUUUCACAUUAGAAUCACAUUAGUUAAAAACACAAAUCUGUUAUAUAUAUACAUAUCGAAUCCUGAAAUGAAGCUCUACUAUACCGUGAUACGGAGUAUUAUUGUCCGCGUAACAUUAAAAGUACUAUUAAAGUAAAAUUAAAGCGUAUUCAAUCGAUUGCCGAAUAACCAAGAGUAACGCACAUUUAUUUACUUAUUUAUUUAUUUAUUUAUUUCUCUCUCUCAUUUCUCUCUGUUUAUUUUGCGUUGAUAUCACACCGAUAUACAACGAUCUAGCCACGGAGGUGUUACGUCCCGAGACGUAACUAUUUCUUCAUUUUGAUUUCAUCAGCAAUCAAUUGAAAAACGAAAUAAUGUAUAAACAACGAACGGCAUUUUUACAAAAUACAAACUCAGCGAAAUUAAAAGAUGAGUAGUCCGAAAAUCUGGGGCGCCCGACAUUUUGAUUUUUUGAUUACUUAACACAUUAAUAUGGGCCGAAGAGUCAAUAUAAAAACAGAAGACUCGACUAUUCGGCAGUUGAUUCGCGACGCGCGACUACUCAAUAACAUUAAAAUUUGUUAAAGUUCUUACGGACUGAUUUGCGACGCGCGACAGCCGAACAACGUAUAAUUCACCUACUGUUAUUUUUGAGAAACUACUUCUG
This is a messenger RNA of Phymastichus coffea, 2751 nucleotides long. RefSeq lists its product as uncharacterized. Bases 110 to 2128 code for a protein of 672 amino acids. NCBI's taxonomy places the organism in Eukaryota, Metazoa, Arthropoda, Insecta, Hymenoptera, Eulophidae. The record is from RefSeq and is a predicted model, not a curated record. The transcript has 2 exons.